AUGGGGGUGGUGGGGGGGUGGAGCUGGAUGCUUGUGGUGGCGGCGGUGGCGGCUGGCCUCUUUCGCGAUAGCCUGUCCGGUCCCUUUGUGUAUGAUGAUCUACCAUGUAUCGUCAACAACCCGCAUGUCAAUCAAGGGUUGGCAACCAUGGGUUCGAAAGAGUUUUGGUUGGCCGACUAUUGGGGGCGGCCACUGGUUGAUCCCCUCAGUCACAAAUCCUGGCGGCCCCUGACUUCGGCCUCGUUUGCCCUUGAGGUCGCUCUCUUUGGGCUCGAGCCCUGGUUCAUGCACGCCCAUAACAUGGCCCUGCACGCUCUCAAUACCUUUCUACUCGCCUGGCUUGCCUGUCAGCUCGCCCAACGCCUGGGCUUUGAGCCCGUUGCAGCUCACACUUGGGCCCUGAUGGUAGCCCUCCUCUUUGCCACUCAUCCCAUGCACACCGAGGCCGUCAGCAACAUCACCAAUCGCGCCGAGCUGCUCGCUCUCACCUGCCAGCUCAUGGGCCUGGCCUAUUUAUCCGUCACGGCUUGGUCAGCCCCACCCACGCAGAAAUCAGCUGCUCCAGCCAAGCCACGUCAAUCGGCACACAGGCGCCAUGCCGUCGUGGCCACGCUCUGCGCCCUCUUGGCAGCGCUGUGCAAGGAAACCGGAAUCAUGGCUACCGCCAUCUAUGUGGCUUACGAACUUCUGCUUCAGUCCAACCACGCCUGGCAAUGGGCUCACAAGUUUAGUGCUCUCGUCUGGAUGGCGAGGCCUUCCACUGCCAGCACCAAGGAGCGUUCCCGGCCCGUGAACCGCCCUCGCCUGUCCUCGCAGCCGACUCUGCCCAAUGAUCCCGCCCUCCAGCGCCAGCACACGUUGUCCCUGACCUACCUGAAUGCCUUUCACUUGCGCCUCCUGCAUCGCACGCCCAGCUCGCCUUGGGCACGGUUGUGGGCCCUGGCCCUGGCCUGGCUUGUGUUGCCGUUUCUGCCUGCCAGUAACCUCUUUUUCUACGUCGGCUUUACCGUCGCCGAGCGCGUCACCUACACCCCGUCCAUUGGGUUCUGCAUGCUCCUGGCCACCAUGCUCUGCUGGAGCACCCAAUGGCUGCGAUCCUCCAGGCGGUUCCCGCUUCUGCUUCUCUUAACCGCUUUACUUGUGGGCGCGUACGUUCCAAUUCUCGUCGAGCGUGAUGGUGAUUGGGGCAAUGAGCUCCGGCUAUGGCAAGCGUCGACCACGCUCUGCCCUUCUUGUCAAUCAGCCUAUCUGCGAGGUCUCGAGGCAAAUCCCCACUACUUUCAUGGCCACCUGAAUCUUGGCAAGUUGUAUCGCGAGGAGCUGCGUGAUAGCCGACGAGCCCUGCAUCACAUUGAACAAGCCAUUCGCUCUGCUGGUCGGUCGAUGGUUGUCUGGCAUGCUAAAGCGUUGUGUCACGAGGAUUUGGGAGAAUUCGCGGAGGCCGUUACCGCCUAUCAAACUGCCGCGCGUGUUAGCCCACCACACGCUGAGCGCUUUCUUCAAGCAGCCCAGCGCGCCUCAGCACAACAAGCUCAGCCUACGCAUACUGUGAAAUCGACACCCAUAGCGGGUCCAGACGCUCAGCGGCACGAUAACGACUCGCUAGCCCCGAUCAAAAACCCGCGGUCUGCUACGCUGCCGGUGCAGCCCACGGAGUCAGCUCUAGAUCUCUACGAGCAGGCGGCGGCCUACGCACAGCGCCAGGAGCUCGGAUUGGCCAUGCCCCUACUGUCCCGCGUCAUGAAGGACGAGAAUGCGUCGGAGCAGCUUUCUCAAGCCCUAACCGCCUUUGAGCAGGCGGUGCAAAUCAAACACAACGAGACAUAUGUGCUCAACUAUGCCCUCACUCUCAAUCGACUCGGGCAGCUGGAUAAGGCUGUUACAGGUCGAGGCGCAGAAGCAGAGCAGGUCUUUCGCCAGGCUGUGGCCACUCCGCCGCCGGAUGCGUCGGCAGACUUGCCCGAGGACCAAAACUUGUACCGUGCCAAAGCCUAUGUGAACUUGGGGGUGCUCGCGUAUCAGCAAGGCCAAGAUGUCGUGGCAGCUCGCGAGGCUUUUCGGCAAGCCCUUUAUGCCGACCCCACACAUGCAACGGCACGGCGUAAUCUGCAGGCUCUAGAGGGUGUGUGA
Molecule: messenger RNA, 2130 nt
Organism: Monosiga brevicollis MX1
Lineage: Eukaryota; Choanoflagellata; Craspedida; Salpingoecidae
Exons: 11
Coding region: 1-2130 (709 amino acids)
Biological process (GO): endoplasmic reticulum unfolded protein response; protein O-linked glycosylation via mannose
Cellular component (GO): endoplasmic reticulum
Molecular function (GO): protein binding; mannosyltransferase activity
Source: RefSeq, a predicted model, not a curated record